AUGCCAUCUCUCAAGGUCCUUAUCUGCGGUGGUGGUUGUGCCGGGCCUGCUCUGGCAUACUGGCUGGCAAAAACUGGCCAUAACGUCACCAUCGUUGAGCGCUUUCCAGUUCUGAGAGCCACAGGUGCCCAAAUUGAUCUACGUGGCCAAGGCAUCGAAGUCGUGAAACGCAUGGGUCUCAACGACAUCAUCCGGAGCAAACUCGUCGACGAGGAAGGCAUAGCAUUUGUCGACUUGAAUGAAAAGAUCGGAGCGACUAUACUAGCCAACAAGUCUGGCAAAGGGGCACAAACCUUGACUUCAGAGUAUGAGAUUAUGCGGGGUGAUUUGAUUCGUAUUCUCUACGACGCAACGCACCAAAAUGUGAAAUAUAUCUUCGGCACCACGGUUGAGAAUUUCGAACAAGAUGACCAGUCGGUCACCGUUCAUUUCUCGGAUGGCUCAUCAGACACUUACGAUCUUCUUAUCGGAGCAGAUGGUCAAGGAUCGCGUAUUCGAAAGGCGAUCCUGCCGCCCAACUCCCCAGAGCCUUAUCGCAAACUCGGAAUGCAUAUGGCGUACUGGUUCGUCCCCCACGAUGAGACAGACGACAAUUUGAGCAGGAGCUACCUCAGCCCCGGGGAUGACUCCCCCGAGUUGUCAAGUAUACAUCGCGCUUCGGUAGAAACGCAAAAGGAGUUCUGGACUCGAAGGUUCCAAGAUGCAGGGUGGCAAACUAGUCGCUUUCUUGAGGGAAUGAAGACUACGAAGAAUUGGUAUUGCCAGGAGGUUGUUCAGGUCCAGGCAGACACUUGGUAUAAGGGUCGGGUGGCUCUGCUUGGAGAUGCAUCGAGUUGUCCCUCGCCAUUCAGUGGUAUGGGGACAACUGCAAGUUUGGUUGGGGCAUAUGUUCUCGCCGGUGAGAUCAAUCGGCAUGCAGACGAUCUUCCUCGAGCUCUUGCAAGCUAUGACGAAGUGUUCCGACCAUUUGUGAAUGAGGUCCAGAAUAUCAACAUGUCUCUCAUGAAGCUGGCUAUUCCGGAAACGCGAUGGGGGAUCACAAUUCUCCACUUUAUUGUUUGGCUGGUCUGCUUGCUUCAUAUUCCUGAACUUGCCUCGCGGUUCUCAAAGGAACGAGAUGGGGAUUGGAAGUUGCCAGAGUAUCCAGAGUUGAGCCAGAAGGAGGAGGAAAUCAAGAAUGUAAAGAAUUAA
This is a messenger RNA of Penicillium cosmopolitanum, 1191 nucleotides long. RefSeq lists its product as uncharacterized. NCBI's taxonomy places the organism in Eukaryota, Fungi, Ascomycota, Eurotiomycetes, Eurotiales, Aspergillaceae. Bases 1 to 1191 code for a protein of 396 amino acids. The record is from RefSeq and is a predicted model, not a curated record. Gene Ontology annotation, molecular function: FAD binding. The transcript is spliced from 2 exons.